Molecule: messenger RNA, 7001 nt
Organism: Esox lucius (northern pike)
Lineage: Eukaryota; Metazoa; Chordata; Actinopteri; Esociformes; Esocidae
Gene: map3k5
Product: mitogen-activated protein kinase kinase kinase 5
Exons: 30
Coding region: 793-4884 (1363 amino acids)
Biological process (GO): cellular response to stress; protein phosphorylation; MAPK cascade
Molecular function (GO): ATP binding; MAP kinase kinase kinase activity
Source: RefSeq, a predicted model, not a curated record
UAUCUCGUGAAAAACUGUCCAGAAUACGCCCAACGCGUUUAUAUUAGUUUAACCUGUUUUUAAACUCUCCUAAUAUUGUUGCCUGCCGGGACAACGACUCCCAUUGUCAGGGUGCAUACAUGAGGAUCUCAUCAUUAUAUGCAGAUCUCUGGUUCAACCCACCACAGUGUGUGUGAGCCUGUGUAGAAGAUAAUAGUGGAAAUAGGGCAGGGUCCAGGAACGAGACACACUAUUCGCUUUUAAAUGAAUGAUUCUAUGCGUUUUAAUUAUUAUUUGAUAGUGAUUGCGCUGCUACACAGAAUUAUACAUUAGCCUCGAUCGGCAUUCUAUGAGAUGGAUCUACCGAGACAAGCUCAAGAGGGGUUUGUAACCAUUAAAACCUGCAUUUGUGCUCAACUUUGGGAACUAUGUUGAGUCGAUCUGGAGACACGAAAGAAUGUCGCAAUUGAGUGGUAACUGUUUCUUUCGUUUCGAUUGUUCGUUAGCUGUGUAGUAGUCGUGUCGUGACUUCACAAUAACGGUGGCUAUCAAUGGUGGUAGUGGCCCACUGUUUUGGUUUAGGAUUAUUGCAGGUUGGGCAAAUUCGUGCGAAACCAGAAAUACAGGUGGACUCAUAUCACUUGUUUACCUGUGCUUAUAGACCUUACUGUAUGCAAAGUAUCCUUGCAUGUCUUGUGCAUAGAAUGUCUUUGAGGAUACUUGCGUAAUGUUGACUUUGGAUGUAGACGUCUGCUUACUGUAUACAUAUAAAAACACUGAGGAAGUAUUGUCAACCAAAAGAGACAUUUAAAAAUGAGUCAAGUUGAAGGGAUAUCCUUGUCCGUCCCCUCUUUUUGUCCUUGCGUGAACCCUGAGGGUGCCCGCGGGUGCUUUGCUGGCUCCAGAGAAGAAGGUGGCAAUUGUGCCCCCAUUCCCGCGGCUGGGACUUUCUGGCACGACUCCGCGGUCAGUGGAAGCGUCAGCCCUACUGUCUCUACCUGCCCGAUGGACGGGGGUGGCUUGUUGUCUACCGGGAAAUGUAAAAACAGGACUGUUACGGUGGUAUACGUGAUGAACAGCGAGCUCUCUCAGACGCACACUGCUGAGAGCAUGGCCCUGCUGUGCCUGAAAGACGCGUGCGACUCAAUUGGAAGUAAAUUAGAAAUAAUUCAGUUUGGGAAGAUCGACUUCGGAGAGACGACUGUGCUUGAUCAGUUCUAUAAUGCAGACAUAGCCGUGGUGGAGAUGACGGACGCUUUCCGCCAGCCCUCCUUGUUCUACCACCUGGGUGUGAGGGAAAGCUUCAGCAUGGCCAACAACAUCAUCCUGUACUGCGACAGCAAUUCUGACUCGCUACAGUCCCUGCAGGAUAUUAUUUGCCAAAAGAACACUACGUGCUCGGCCAACUACAGCUUCAUCCCAUACAUGGUGACGCCCCACAACAAGGUGUUCUCCUGCGAGAGCAGCAUGAUAAAGGGCCUGACCGAGCUGAUGCAGCCCAACUUCGAGAUGCUGCUGGGGCCCAUCUGCAUCCCUCUGCUGGACCGCUUUAUCCAGCUGCUCAAGGUGCCGCAGGCCAACUCCUGCCAAUACUUCAGAGAAACCAUUCUUAAUGAGAUCCGGAAAGCACGGGAAUUGUUCACGGGGUCAGAGCUGGCCACAGAACUCAGCCGUAUUCAGCAACGAUUGGACAACGUCGAGUGCCUUUCAGCUGACAUUGUCAUCAACCUGCUUCUGUCCUACAGGGACAUCCAGGAUUAUGAAUCCAUAGUGAAGCUUGUGGAGACACUGCAGAAGCUGCCCACAUUCGACCUUGUGGACAAUGCGCAUGUCAAGUUCCACUAUGCUUUUGCACUGAAUCGGAGAAACCUUCCUGGGGACCGUCAGAAGGCACUGGACAUAAUGCUUCCUCUGGUGGAGUCUGACGAACAGGUGGCCUCAGACAUCUACUGCAUGGUGGGGCGCAUCUACAAGGACAUGUUCCUGGAGUCCCACUUCACUGACAAAGCGAGUAGGGAUCAGGGCACAGCCUGGUUUAAGAAGGGGUUUGAAUCCGAGCCAACGUUACACUCUGGUAUCAACUACGCCGUACUGCUCCUGGCAGCGGGACACCAGUUUGACGCCUCCUUCGAGCUCCGUAAAGUUGGAGUGAAGCUGAGCAGCCUGCUUGGGAAGAAAGGUAGCCUGGACAAGCUGCAGAGCUACUGGGAUGUGGGUUUCUUCCUGGGAGCUAGCAUUCUGGCCUGUGACAACACCAGAGUCAUACAGGCCUCUGAGAAACUCUUCAAACUCAAGGCUCCCGUCUGGUAUUUGCGCUCUCUCGUGGAGACUAUACUGAUUUACCAGCACUUCAAAAAGCCCUCUGUGGAGCAGCCGCCCAAGCAGGAACUGGUGGACUUCUGGAUGGACUUCCUGGUUGAGGCCACAAAGAAAGACGUGUCGUCUGUCCGCUUUCCUGUGCUGAUAUUGGAGCCCACUAAAGUGUAUCAGCCCUCGUACCUGUCGAUAAACAACGACGCGGAGGAGAACACCGUUUCCAUCUGGCACGUUGCCCCUGACGACAAGCAAAGGGGAGUCCAUGAGUGGAACUUCAGUGCCUUGUCAGUAAGGGGUGUCAGUAUUUCCAAGUUCGACGAGCGCAGUGCCUUCCUGUACGUGCUACACAACUCAGAGGACUUCCAGAUCUACUUCUGCACGGAGAUGCACUGCAAAAGAUUCUGUGAUCUGGUCAACAGCAUCGCCGAGGAAACAUGGAAAGGUCCGGAAGAGGGAGAGUGUGACUCUGAGGCCCUAGAGUACGACUAUGAGUAUAACGAGCACGGGGAGAGGGUGGUUCUGGGAAAAGGUACAUUUGGAGUGGUGUACGCUGGCCGCGACCUUAGCAACCAGGUUAGGCUGGCCAUCAAGGAGAUACCAGAGAGAGACAGCAGGUAUUCUCAGCCCCUCCAUGAGGAGAUUGCACUUCACAAACACCUGAAACACAAGAACAUUGUGCAGUACCUGGGCUCCAUCAGCGAGAAUGGUUUUAUCAAGAUCUUCAUGGAGCAGGUUCCUGGAGGAAGCCUGUCUGCUCUGCUGAGGUCUAAAUGGGGCCCUCUGCAGAAUAAUGAGCCCACCAUUGGCUUUUAUACCAGACAGAUCUUGGAGGGACUCAAAUACCUCCAUGACAACCAGAUCGCUCACAGAGACAUCAAGGGUGACAAUGUGCUUAUAAACACAUAUAGCGGAGUUCUGAAGAUAUCCGACUUCGGCACCUCUAAACGGCUGGCUGGGAUUAACCCCUGCACUGAGACCUUCACUGGAACACUACAGUACAUGGCCCCGGAGAUCAUAGAUAAAGGCCCUCGAGGUUACGGGAAGCCGGCAGACAUCUGGUCCCUAGGCUGCACCAUCAUUGAGAUGGCCACUGGGAAACCACCCUUUUACGAGCUAGGGGAACCACAGGCUGCAAUGUUUAAGGUUGGUAUGUUCAAGAUCCACCCUGAGAUUCCAGACUCCAUGUCCGUGGAAGCCAAGGCCUUCAUCCUCCGCUGCUUUGAGCCCGACCCCGACCAGAGAGCAACCGCACUGCACCUCCUUACUGAUGAGUUCCUUACUGUCACCAGCCGCAGAAAGAGAGCCAAGAGCAACUUCGCAGCUCUUACACCAGCUGGUUCAGAGUACCUGCGCAGCAUCUCCCUGCCGGUGCCAGUGGUGGUGGAGGACACCAGCAGCAGCAGCGAGUACGGCUCCGUCUCCCCUGAAAACGACCUCAACACCAACCCCUUCAUCUUCAAGCCCAGCACCAAGUGUUACAGCGAUCGGGAAGUCAAAGGGACCCGCUCCUUGUUCCUUAGCAUCCCAGUGGAGAACUUUGAGGAUCACAGUGCUCCUCCGUCUCCAGAUGAGAAGGACACUGGCUUCUUCAUGCUGAGGAAAGACAGCGAGAGACGGGCCACUCUGCACCGCAUCCUGACUGAGGACCGAGACAAGGUGGUGGCCAACCUCAUGGAGGCCCUGAAACAGGGUUCGGAGACAUCGGACACUAAGUUGAGACCUCAGCAUAUCUCCACCCUGGUGAUCAGUCUGGGGGACUUUGUGCGUAUGGCGGACAGGAAGAUCAUAGCCAGCACCCUCUCUCAACUUAAACUGGAGCUAGACUUUGACAGCACAGCUAUCAGCCAACUACAGGUGGUGCUUUUUGGAUUCCAGGAUGCAGUUAACAAAGUACUAAGAAACCACAACAUCAAACCCCACUGGAUGUUUGCCCUGGACAAUAUCAUCCGUAAAGCUGUUCAGACAGCCAUCACCAUCCUGGUGCCAGAGCUAAGGCCCCACUUCAGUCUAGCCUCAGAGAGCGACCUGGCCGAUCAGGAUAACGUUGACGAUGAUGUGGACCCUGAGGAUAACUCCGCCCACCAAAGCAGAGACCCGCCCAAUGCUGUCCAUGACGACACUGUUGUCACCUCGGGCGUGAGCACGCUCAGUUCCACUGUUUCACAUGAGUCCCAUAAGGCCCAGCGCUCGGUUACCAUGGAAAUGGGCAGGAUGAAGCUGGAAACCAACAGGCUAUUGGAACAGUUGUUGGAGAGGGAAAGAGAGUAUCAGGCCAUCCUCCAGCAGGUCCUGGAUGAGCGGGAACAGGAGAUCAAAUUACUAAGGAUGCGCUCAGAGCCCAGUGAUGUGCCUACUUGGUCGGUGAGCCAGAGGGGCAAGUCCGCCGGGAGAGAUGAAGGGAUGAUCAAGUGGCUGAGACUGCAAGGAGCGGACGAUGACACCAUCGAGACGAUCUCAAGUGAAGAUUACACAUUGGAUGACCUUCUCCACUACGUGACGAGAGAUGACUUGAAGAGUUUGAGAUUAAGAGGUGGGAUCCUGUGUAAACUAUGGAAGGCUAUCACAGAUUAUCGACAGAAACCAGCGUGAGCAACCCUGAUACGGAGCCAGUACAGUAGAAAAACAAGAUAUACUCGCAAUACAGUUGAUCAACCACUAGGUUUUGGCCUAAGAUUUCAUGUAAUGUUUGCGUGUAGGUAAGCACACUUUCCUGUUUGAUGAACAUCCAUUUAAAAUAAUGGGAAACAUAGGUCGAAAUGUGGAUCAUGCAUUUGACUUUGGUGAGAAGAUCCCAUAGCAGCAUGUAGACUAAUGUAAUUAUUUAAGUAUAUUAUUGGCCUUAUUUAUAAUCAUUUUGCACGAGAGGUCUCCUUUUUGACGUGACUAGUUUAUUCCUGUUUCCACAACAAAUGUAAGGCUACCGUUUAUCCAUUGCUCAUUCCAUAGCCCACAAACCAUGCUUGAUGACCAUGCUCAAAAUGUUAAAUAAAGCGGUAGUCUAUAUAAAAAUUAAGGUAAGUUAGUUUUGCCGAAUACGUGGCCAGUGAUUCCCACUAGCUAUUUAGCUAUAUAUUUUUUUAGGCAAUGCAAAAGAUUACAACUUUCUUACCACACCUCUACAGGAAUGUGGGGAAUUUUUAUUUUGUUUUUGUAAUCAAAUCUGACAUUGUGCUUUGUUUUAGAAACUUUCCUGUCCCAGUUCCAAAGCAUAGAGCAAAGUCUUUUUUACCAUUAAAGAUGAAUGCAGAAUAUUUUCCUAGAGAUUGUAACACAAAUUCACAAAAAAACAUGUAUAUGUUACGUACAACAUUUUAAUAAUUCCAAUGAAUCAUUGGAUGAAUCUCAAAAUGUUUGCGCAAGCAAAUCCUAGACUCGGUGUACGAGAUAUGUACUUGCAGUUAAUGAAGGGCCUAGGACCUUCAGCACAACAGUGGCAACAAUUUAGUAAUCCCUUCACUUCUCACCACUGCACUUUUCAUCUGGUUGUGCUAUUUAUUAGAUGAAGCCUCUGUCCUUAUAGGGGACCGUUCCAGUGUAGUUCAUCAUGAAUAGAGGACUGACAGGCGAGUUCUACAAGUCUCUCUGUGCAUUAAUGACCUUGUUUGGUCAUGGAAAUGUUUUGGGGGAAAUUACAAUUUUCUAAUUGGGUUACUUUUGUAUGUAAAAGCAACAAAGCGCCACUAGGGUUUAUCACGUUUAACUGUAAGAAAUUACACAUUUUUAGCUGGUGCUACAAGAUUCACAGGGCAAACAGUUGAAGGUUACCUAUAUAUAUGUAUGGAUAUUUGUUUAACCUUUAAAUGUUAAUUUGUUGUAGAAAUCACUCCUUGACAUUUGUUUACAAGACAUGAAACUGACCAUUUUCUAAACCAAGCCUGAGACACAAAAUUAAAUGUUAACUGAUGUGCUUUAGUUGCUGUACAUUAUCUUGAUUAACAAUAUUGUGUUGUUGGUGUCUUCAUAUCACGUCACUAUUUAAAUGUGUUUUUAUGGGUCUAAUCUAUUCUCAAGGCCUCCACUGCCUGCCUGCCUUUUGUACCUUAUCAUUUAACUGUCUUGGAAGGCUAUGAAACUUUGUAGCGUGUAACUUAAAAGCUGUUUCUGUGUUUUAAAAUCACUUAUGUUAGGCAUUUUAUGUGUGAUUCUGUAUAUAAUUACAAUUUUAUUUGCAGUAAUUUACUAUUUUUCAGUGAAAGCAUUUACAGCUAAAUAUCCGUUCAAAAUGUGUAAUGCACCUUUGUGUUGGCAAAUAUAUACAUAUUAUUGAUACUGGCUAUGGGGGAAAAUGUAUGAUGUAAUCUAUGCAUUAUACUUUGUCACAUUUUGUAUAAUAUUUGAUAGGACAAAACAGACAAAUCAAUUAAUAUUUUACUCUAUGGAAGAUGUAUUUUGUUGUAUAUUUGCAGAAUUAAUUGAGUUUUAUUUAGCCUGCCUUCAUUUGUAUGAUAUUAAACGUGCAAAUAAUUUACAGUAAAUCCAAUGUAUAUGUUUAAAUGAAAACCAUAACUGAACUUGUUUUCAUAUACCACCAAGCUUUCAUUUUUUUUAUUUAAAGUAUUUCUGUCAGAAAUUACAAAUUAAGUUUGGUUCAAACGUGUCUGUUUUUUAAUAUUCAAGAUAGAUUGGUGACAUUAUUUGUGCAAUAACAUAUUGUUGUGUAACACAAACAUGUGUCCUAACAUAACUGUGAAAUAAAGUGUAAUUUG